AAUAGAGCGGUGCCGGAGUAGGGGCUCGGCCAAUAGGCGACGGGUGCCGGGGGAAGGCGAGGACAUGGCGGCGCUGCGGGUGCUGAUGUUGGGGGUCUUGAUGGUGUUGAUGGCCGGCGAGGGGCCUUGGGCUGCGGGGCAGAAGAAGAAGGAGAUGGUUUUAUCUGAAAAAGUUAGCCAGCUGAUGGAGUGGGCCAGCAAAAGAGCUGUUAUUCGAAUGAAUGGAGACAAGUUUCGUCGCCUUGUAAAGGCACCACCAAGAAAUUACUCGGUGGUUGUGAUGUUCACUGCUCUUCAGCCUCACAGACAAUGUGUUGUGUGCAAGCAGGCUGAUGAAGAAUACCAGAUUCUGGCAAACUCCUGGCGAUACUCCAGUGCGUUUACCAAUAAGGUUUUUUUUGCCAUGGUGGAUUUUGAUGAAGGCUCAGAUGUAUUUCAGAUGCUAAAUAUGAAUUCAGCUCCAACAUUCAUUAACUUCCCAGCUAAAGGGAAACCUAAAAGGGGUGACACAUAUGAGCUGCAGGUGCGAGGUUUUGCAGCUGAACAGCUUGCUCGCUGGAUAGCUGAUAGAACUGAUGUCAAUAUUCGAGUGAUAAGACCUCCAAAUUAUGCUGGUCCCUUGAUGCUGGGUUUGCUGCUGGCAGUCAUUGGUGGCCUUGUGUACUUACGGAGAAGUAACUUGGAUUUUCUCUAUAACAAAACUGGAUGGGCUUUUGCUGCUUUGUGUUUUGUGCUAGCAAUGACAUCAGGCCAAAUGUGGAAUCACAUCAGAGGGCCACCAUAUGCUCAUAAGAAUCCCCAUUCAGGACAAGUGAACUAUAUCCAUGGAAGCAGCCAAGCCCAAUUUGUGGCUGAAACACACAUUGUUCUACUGUUUAAUGGUGGUGUUACUUUAGGAAUGGUAUUACUGCAUGAAGCUGCUACCUCUGAUAUGGAUGUGGGGAAAAGAAAAAUAAUGUGUAUAGCUGGAGUUGGCCUCGUGGUAUUAUUCUUCAGCUGGCUGCUCUCUGUCUUCAGAUCUAAAUACCAUGGCUAUCCAUACAGUUUCCUGAUGAGCUAAAGGAUUCCAUAGACUGGGAGCAUUUGAAAGUUGUCAGCUCUGAAACUGUGUAAUGGAACUGAAGAGCUAAAUGCAUGUGGUUCAUGCUACCUCUUUUGAACAUGAAUGAGAUAGUUAAACACUGAACCAAAGAAAAUGUGUAGUGCCUUAAAAUGACAGUUUGCUCUGAAAGUCACAUGGAGUAUUAAGAUUCAGUCUUUUUUCAUAAGCUUUAUAUCAUGUUAAACCAUUUUACUUUAAACCUAAUGGAAUUCAAAACUUAGAUUAUGGACUAACAGUGUUUCUUUAAAAUAACUAGAAACAGUACUUACAUUUGGUUUGAUAAUUUUGUUUCCUGCUUCCUCAAUGGUGUGGGGGUUGUAUUUUUUUUUUUUUUUAAUUCCUUUAUCUUUCCUCUCAUCCUUUUGGUUUCUCUCAUUUUCUUUUCCCUUUUUUCAUAACACUGAUGCUUGGGUUAUACCCUUUCAUGAAUGAGAGAGCCAAACGCAGCAUGUACCUGGAAAUCUCUUCCUUUUUUCUAGAACACACUCCGGCUUCUAGCAGCAAAUGUGCAGAUAUUACAGUUCUUCGACCUGAGUCUCUUGUACUUAACUGCAGUGCAGUGCAAAUUAUUAUCCCCACAGAGUAAGGGAAAGUUAUAACAUAUAGCACUGGUGAACAUAUGUGGAACCUUGAAUGAAGUUAUCCAGAGUGGUUUGAUAUUGAGUUUCCCCUCAAUUCUCAACGCUUCCCACCAUCAAAAAGACACUGAUGUAUUUUUAAUAAAAUGACCCACAGUUUGUCGCAGACUCUGCUGUUCUGAACUGUCUAAUAAAUUUGAGGCAAUCCCCCUUUCCCUUCUGAUUACAUUGCCCGGUUAAGUGGACAUUGAGGACCCUCUUUGCCUGAUACUGAAAUUCCUCUGUAUGCUAUAAAUGCUGGCACAGUGAAUCCAGUCUGCAUAGUCCAAGGUUCAGAAUGUUCUUAGCCUUUUCUUCCUUCGCGGUAGCUGAUUUUGAAAAAUUGUAAUCUGAAAAAUAGUCCAAAAGAUAGUCCGUUUCAGCUGAUAAAACAGAGGGAUCCUAAAUGUGGUAUAUAAAUGUUUUCAGACUCCUGCCAAAAAAGCAGACAUGCCAGCACUUUGAGUCAUUGUAAUUUGGAACUGUGAUUUGCCACCUCCUUUAACUUGUUCUAGUUUCCUUCAGCUUUACUUAAUAGGAAGAUUGGAUGGGUGGGGGAUUACGGGUAUGAUUCCAGGAUAACACUAUUAUCUUGGUGGAGAUUCUCAUAGCCUUAUAGUAGCCCUUUCUGCUUUAUUUUCUGCUCUUAUUUCCUCUAACCAAGCAUAGUGUGUCCCCCGAAACACUUCCUUCUCCAUCCUAUUCCUGAGAAGGAAGAGACUUAACUUCUUAUGCCUCAGCCCAUUUAGUCUUAAAAAUGGGCCAUAACUAAGAAUUCCAGCACCAGUACUAGUGGAAACUCUUGCAGCUUGAUUAGAAAGUGCUACCUGUUACAGAGCAGGACAAAUUCCUAGAGGUCAUUUAUCAUGAAGGAUGUUAUAAAUAAGUAAUUUCUUGUCCUCUCCCCUGUUCCAGGAGGGCAAGAGAUAUGGAACUUUUCUUUGGACUAUAAAAUACAUAAGAAAUAACUACUUCAUUCAAACUAGAAUGUUACUGUUAUUCAAGUUCGCAGUUCACUAAGUUAACUUACAUCUCAAGUGCCUUAACUACACUAAUCUAGUCUUCAGUUUAAAUAUUGGGAUGUUUUUAUACAGCUCAGAACAAUGAGCCUUAGUAGCACAGAUAAUCACUUGAUUGACUGGAUUUUGGACAACUUUCAAUAAAAUGUUUUACAGUCUAA
Messenger RNA from Pelodiscus sinensis (Chinese soft-shelled turtle), 2899 nucleotides. RefSeq names its product magnesium transporter 1 (gene MAGT1). NCBI's taxonomy places the organism in Eukaryota, Metazoa, Chordata, Testudines, Trionychidae. Gene Ontology annotation, cellular component: oligosaccharyltransferase complex. The record is from RefSeq and is a predicted model, not a curated record.